Lottia gigantea (owl limpet) is the source of this 1119-nucleotide messenger RNA. RefSeq lists its product as hypothetical. Gene Ontology annotation, cellular component: BRISC complex; nuclear body; BRCA1-A complex. Gene Ontology annotation, biological process: double-strand break repair; positive regulation of DNA repair; mitotic G2 DNA damage checkpoint signaling. The transcript is spliced from 6 exons. The coding region runs from base 1 to 1119 and encodes 372 amino acids. The record is from RefSeq and is a predicted model, not a curated record. NCBI's taxonomy places the organism in Eukaryota, Metazoa, Mollusca, Gastropoda, Lottiidae.
AUGGAGGAAAGUGAUGUAUUAGAGAUAAAUAAAGAGGAAGAAGAAAAUGGUACUGAAAUUAAUUCUGAAAAAGAUCCACAGGAUGUGAACCCAUCAAAUGAACUUGUUUCUGAACCAGUUAAUGAACCUGGAAAUAGUGAUAUAUGUAUUGAGAAUUAUCUACCCACAGAGCUUACUGAGGAAGAUGAAAAAACAUUAACAGUUGGUUUACCUAAUGUGAAUUGUGUUGAGAAAAUUCUGCACAAGAGGAAACACACAAUUGUUGGAAUUUUUGUCGUUGUUGUCAAUAUCAUCAAUAUGCCUGAAGCUGAUUUAUUUGAUCUAAUGGCCGGACCCAAGAUAAUUUGUUUAGAUCUCUGUUCUGAAAUGGAGAAGGAUACAUUUAGAAGUAGAGCAGGAGAUAAAUUUUCUCAAAUACAAGUGUUACUCAAAGCCCUACGUUUGUUUUUAAACAGUAAAUCUAAGCUACAUUUUGAACAUGAGUUUGCUCUACUUGUAUUGGAUGAUGGAGCAACCUGGGUGAGUGACUUUACCAACAACCCAAGAGACAUAUUAACUUUGUUAGAAGAUCUGAUGUGUUCAAAUAAACCUGUAUCAAAUACAUUUGAUAUUUCUCAAGUAUUUGAUAUCAUAAUGAACAAUAUUGAAGAUACUAUCGUGAGCAAUGUAAUUAGUAAUUAUAACCGCGACCCUACUGAAAACAAUGACGUCACAAUAAUUGCAUUUAAUUUAAACUACGAAGAGUCCGAGAAUCUAACCGACAAAUAUACACAUCUUAUACAAACUCUGGCUCUUGAUCCGAAUUCACCUGUGAUGAUCACAGCUACCAAACGGAUACCACAAAGGCGAUACGAUAAACCAGGUCUUGUGAAAAUCAGUUUCAAAAAUACCGAACAGAAAAUUAAGAUUCUCCGAAAAAAGAUGAACCUCAAAAAGUCGCAAGAUUUUUCAAAUGUGUAUCUGAAAUCCUCAAAAUCAUAUGUUGAACGUCGUAUUGAAAGCAAUGCGAAAGCCACUUUAAGAGCACCGCCCAAUCCUGGAUCAUUAAGAGUCAACACGAACGGACUCAUACUAUCCCAGCAGAGAAAUGAUUUGUCGGCCGAUAAUGUGCCUCAAUAG